Messenger RNA from Salvia miltiorrhiza (redroot sage), 3275 nucleotides. RefSeq lists its product as uncharacterized. Gene Ontology annotation, molecular function: cysteine-type peptidase activity. Lineage: Eukaryota; Viridiplantae; Streptophyta; Magnoliopsida; Lamiales; Lamiaceae. The record is from RefSeq and is a predicted model, not a curated record. The transcript is spliced from 15 exons. Gene Ontology annotation, biological process: proteolysis. Bases 830 to 3100 code for a protein of 756 amino acids.
UAUAUAUCUAAACGAUAUUUGACAGCAAUUCUUGAUCGUGAAUAUAUUCAUAACCAAAUUCUUUAAUAUAUUCGACUAAUAAUAUUUUUUUUUGGCAGUUUUAACCGAAGGAGUAGGGAAAAAGAAGAGGAAAGAUGGUUCAUCGUCGUCUGCACCAGCUAAUAAGAAAACACGUCUGAGCCUAUUUAGAGGAGUUCAUAUUGAUGAAGGUAUUACGUGAUAAUGUUUGGGGCUAAAAAAUCCAGAACAAAAUUUAGCUGAUACUUAAAGAAUAUAUAUUUGAUGUCUGCUAGUUGAUGCAGAAUGUUGAGUAUAUUCCUUUGCAAUAUUUCUUUACUUUGAUGCAGCAAAACAUAAGGAUGCACCAGGCCCCAGCAGUAUAGCAUGUGCUCGUAAGGGAAAGGAACCAUCAAAAAAGUGUAAAAAAAAGAAAGAGAAAGUAUCUGGCCCUAAGGUUACAGAGUGUAUUAAAAAACCUAAUGAAGUUUGUGAUCAUCCUGACGAACAUGUGAAAUCGUCCAAUUUCCCUUCGCUGUAUACGAGGACAACCCCUGCAGCUUUCCAUGAUGCUUUGGAAAAGCUGAAUGAGAAACAACGUGCUGCAGUUUGUGAGAUUGGGUUUGGGCAUGUCCUAUCUCUUAGGGUUAAAAAACUUCCCAAUCUGUUGGCCUACUGGGUACUAAACAACUUUGAUGGUAAGAGCUGUGAGCUAGAAGUUAGGGAUGGCCUCCGAGUUAAAGUCACAGAGGACGAUGUAUACAGAAUAUUUGGAUUUCCGAAGGGCUCAGAAACUAUAAAGUCUUUCCGUACAUCAUCUAAUCACUGGUUGAUGGAUGAAUGGGUGUCUUCGUUCAACGUAGAGAGCAGAGACCAAAUAAAAAUUACUCUGUUGCUAGAACGGAUGGUAAAUGAUAGAGAUGGCGGCACCUGGUUCAAAAGAAAUUUCAUGAUAGCCAUGGGGUUCUCGCUGAUUGAGAGCUGCCCUAAUGGACAGGUGCAACCGUAUCUAUUGCGAACACUGGAGGAUGUUCGAACAUUGCGUAAAUGGAAUUGGGGUGGUUUUGUUUUGAAAACACUCGUUGAUCAGAAACGCAACUGGUUAAACAAUGCAAGAACAGUGUUUGUUGGGCCAACAUUAUUUUUAUUGCUUUUCUAUGUGGAUAGGUUUGAGGUUCACAUGACUAAGCAUCCAAGGUUGUAUCCUGUGUUGGUAAAUUGGGACAGUAAAGAUCUGAGGAAGCGUCAGAAAGUCGAGAAGGAUGAUAGAUAUUUCGGAGGAGGUUCAUUAUGCGAACCAAUAUCACUACCAGACAUGACACAUGAUGUGGAUUCCGAAGACACCGUGCAGAGUGAACUUGAGAUUACAAUGAUGAAGCAAGCUAUUAUGAUAUCAGAUGGUGUGAAGAUCUUACAAUCGUUGUUGGCUCGUGCUUCUGAUGCUCAACGGGAGAGCCAAGUUUUUAUGGAUAAUUUGGCUAAUGUGUCAAGGAUAUCGGGUGUUACUCUUGAUAUUCACUACAGAGGCGAUGGAGCUGGGACUUCUGGUUGCAAAGAAGAUGACGAAUCAUUUAACAAUAAUCCAGUGAAUGAUUCAGAGGUAUAUGAACCGUUACAAGAUUUGAUGGAUACUAGACCAAUAUAUUCAGAGCAACAGACCGUGCAUGACUUUACAUUUAGCCAUGGCAAUGAUGAGGUUGGUACUGCUGGAGGUUGUGACAUGUAUGGAAUCCACUCACAUCAUGAGAAAUUAGUUAAUGUUUGCACAAAUCCGGGAUUAGAGGAUGACUGCACGUUUGAGCUGAAUAGGGUUGGUGAUAACAGUACAGUUACCGAUAACGAUGAGAUUACUAAUGCUUGUUCCGAGGGGACUGGCGUGCAUUCAGUGGGUGAGAAUAUAAGUUUUGGUAAAGAUGUAGAAUGUGUGCCAAAUAUGGACAACGAGAAUAUUGCUCAUACUGACAACGCCGCAAUAAGUGAUCAAGUUCGUGAUAAGAGAAAAGGAAAGAUGGUGUCAACAAGAGGACGCGACGUGCCAUUUGUGGGUCUGAGGAAAUCAAAAAGGGUUAGGGUGAAAGGAAAUGUAAUACAGGAAAAUGAUGGCAAUGUCAGCGUGGAUGUGCCUUUAUUGCCAACUGCAAUACAAGCAAUUGCGAAAACACCAAAGAAGAGUAGUUGGUUGAAGACGAGUAAAUUUAGAUCUCCUUUUGUUCAAAGGGAAGUAAGCACUUCCAAAAGAUUGACCAAGCAAGAAAAGGAGAUUGGUUUAUACUGCCUUUAUUCUGAAACAUAUGAUGGGUUCCAAGAACUUUUUUCGCACAAAGACUUUGUGAUUACUAGAUAUGAGAUGCAAUCGUUCAGAAAGGGAUGCAUGGUUAAUCCUUCCAUAAUAAAUGCGUGGUGUUUGGUGUUGAAUAACCAGGAGGAUAUCCGUUCGAAUACUUCUCCUCUCCGAUUUUUUGCAACCACCAGCAUAUACUCUGAAUGUAUACGUCUCAGAGAGUUAUCGUAUGAAGACCAGAGCGAAUUAUUCAAUCUGACAAUGUCUUCUGAGUUGGAAUCAUACCAGCGGUACCCACUGCAUCUAAUAGACAUUUUCUUCUUCCCAAUUUUUGACGAUGGAUUGUAUUAUGCGCUGAGCGUCGACGCUAAGAGGGAACGGAUUUACAUAUUGGAUAGUACAGUCGAUGCAUCAAUCGCAGAUAUUGGCAAUAAAUAUGAACGAGUUUGCAACAUCCUCCGUAAGCUUAUGGUUGAUCUGCUGUAUAACUUAAGUGUGGAUCAAAAGGCUAGAAAAGUGUCAAAAGCAAAGGUACAUGUAGCCAAUAUGAAGUGGGCCGAUACCACGAAUUUGGAAGACACCGGAAUUUACCUCAUGCGUCAUUUAGAGACGUUUAUGGGCGAUGCUUCGCCAAGUUGGAAAUGCAUCUCUCCCAUUUUGAUGAAUCGACAACUUCGUGUCAUGCGAGUCCGAUACUGUGCUACAUUAGUGAAAUGGGAAGGUAAUCACCACCGCGACGACAUCGGUAAACAAGCGGCGAGGCACUGGAGUGAAGUGUACGAGAAGUCUAAAAAUAAUGUUAACCUCUUAUUGAUUGGUUAAUUAUAUGCUUUACCUUUCAUUGUUAUUGGGCAAAUGUGUCACACAUAUAAUUGAAUUAGCAUUCAAUUACACGAUGGCCCUUUAUAGAACAAUUUUUUGCUGCAAACUUAUUGACAUCUGUUGUGUUUGUUUCGUUGAAACACAUUUAGCAAAUGAAUAUAUUGGUUUUCAGACA